Eucalyptus grandis is the source of this 1383-nucleotide messenger RNA. RefSeq names its product protein trichome birefringence-like 8. Gene Ontology annotation, cellular component: Golgi apparatus. Bases 44 to 1273 code for a protein of 409 amino acids. The transcript is spliced from 4 exons. The record is from RefSeq and is a predicted model, not a curated record. Gene Ontology annotation, molecular function: O-acetyltransferase activity. NCBI's taxonomy places the organism in Eukaryota, Viridiplantae, Streptophyta, Magnoliopsida, Myrtales, Myrtaceae.
UCGAAAAAAAGGCCAUGUUUUCUCGCCUCCUGCUCCUCUUCUGAUGGAUCUUCAACCCGCGACGCUUCAAAUCUCUCUCCCCAGGAGGGAACUCGCCUACAUCGUCUCGCUCCUCUUCCUCUUGAUCUCGUCCGCGUUCGUCUUCGGUCUCCUGAGCCCCCCGGGGCCCGGCUCGUUCGUGCGUUCCGGUUUCCUGUCGCGCGUCCUGCCGAAACCUUCCGCCCGGGGAACGUGCGAUUACUCGAGAGGCAGGUGGGUGAGGGACGAGGAUCGCCCGCUUCUGUUCUACAACGAGAGCUGCCCGUUUCUCGACCCGGGGUUCCGGUGUCGCGAGAAUGGACGAAGAGACGGCGGCUACGUCAAGUGGAGAUGGCAACCUGACGGCUGUGAGCUUCCAAGAUUCAAUGCAAGCAAGCUCUUAGAAUGGACGCGAGACGGAAGAAUUGUGUUUGCCGGAGAUUCCAUCGGACGAAACCAAUGGGAGUCACUGGUAUGCAUGCUUUCACAAGCGGCAUCCAAAUCUGCCAUAUACGAAGCGAAUGGGAACCCCAUAACCAAGCACAAGGGUUACCUCUCCAUGCGAUUCCAGGAAUACAACCUCACCGUCGAGUAUUACCGAGCUCCAUUCCUGGUAAUGGUCGGACGCCCGCCGCCGAAUUCAUCUAGCUUGGUGAGAAGCACAGUCAGGGUCGACGAGUUGCAUUGGUAUUCGAAGAACUGGGAGGGCGCAGAUGUCCUCAUCUUCAAUGCCGGGCAUUGGUGGAACGAAGACAAAAUCGUUAAAGCGAACAGCUACUUCCAGGAGAAGGGAAGCGUGAACCUGACGAUGGAUGUCAUGGAAGCCUUCAGGAGAUCACUACAAACAUGGAAAACAUGGGCACUGAGCAACUUGGAUCUCCAAAGAAGUCACGUUUUCUUCCGUGGCUAUUCUCCUGUUCACUACAGGAAUGGGACUUGGAGUGAAAAUGGUACAUGCAACAGCAACAAAGAGCCAGAAACUGACUAUACAAAACUGGAAGCCGAACCGCUGUAUAAUUUGUACAUUUCAAACACGGUUGGUGAGAUGAAAGACAGAAAUAGGAAGGUUCAGUAUCUGGACAUCACAUUUCUGUCAGAGUUCAGAAUAGAUGGCCAUCCAUCGGAACAUCGUGAGCCAGGCACCCCUGCUGAUGCUCCCCAAGAUUGCAGCCAUUGGUGUUUACCAGGAGUGCCCGACACUUGGAAUGAACUUCUGUAUGCUCACCUUUUGUCAGUAAGAUUCCAUGAAAUGUAAUUUUACCAAAGAAUCGAAGAAUUGCCCAAGUCGAUCAUUGGGGCAGAAGCUAUCAUGAUUUCAAGAACUGUACAAAAAGACAAAAUUCAGUUCAAGCCGCUUCUUCCACA